AUGUGUAUACUUUGUGGUCCAUUAAUAUUUCAUAUAAAAGAUCACUAGUGAUGACAGUACUCUAGUUGAUGUAAUCAAUUGUUAUUAAUAAUUCUGACAAAAAAAACGGAAACAUGAGACGUAAGGCAGGUAUAGGAGCGAUUCAUAAACAAAAACUAGAGCAAGAAAAGUAUAAAGACAAAGGCACAGCAAUUCAGGAAAAUCAGUUCGAACAGAUGACCAAGCACAUGGAGAUGUUCAGAACAAACCUCGAAGAAUUCGCCACCAAACACAAGAACGAGAUAAAAAAGAACGCACAAUUCCGUCGACAAUUUACAGAAAUGUGUGCGUCAAUAGGUGUUGAUCCUCUGGCAUCUGGAAAAGGUUUCUGGUCAGUGCUGGGCAUCGGAGAUUUUUAUUACGAACUAGCAGUACAGAUUGUCGAAGUUUGUUUGGCUACGAAUUACAAGACUGGUGGUUUGAUUUCACUUGAUGAGCUGAGAGAUCGAUUGAUCCAAGCUAGAGGCAGGCGGAAGGAACAUCAAGAAAUAACCAAUGAAGAUUUGUUGGCAGCAGCUAAAAAAUUGAGAAUAUUCGGCAGUGGUUUCUCCGUACUCCCUAUUGGCAGAGGAAAGUAUUUGGUACAGUCGAUACCUGGUGAGCUGAGCAUGGAUCAUACAGCUGUGCUCCAGCAGACGAGUAUUACAGGAAACGGUUAUGCUUCCGUGUCGCUGUUAGAAAGUGAACUAAAAUGGGAACGUGAUAGAGCACAGAAGUCACUUGAUCAUAUGGUUAAACUGGGACUUGCUUGGCUAGAUGAGCAAGAUGAUAAUGAGAUACUUUACUGGUUCCCCAGUCUAUUCACAGCUUGUGUUGACUCUAAUACUUGUUAAAAUAAAAUAACUGAUAAUAAUAAUAUAAUUUUUUUAAAUAUAGUAAAUUUAACACAGCUUGCAGUUGAAAUAAACUUGAAACUUUGUCACCUCGCACCAUCACCAUGAUCAAACCUAAAUAAAAUAUUUAAAAGGAUUAAUGUAUCAAUGCAAUAAAUGAAUAACUUACUUUACAUGCCUUCAGAUCUUGCUGAAGACUCUCAACUACAGUUUCAUAUUCUCUAAUUAUUAAAUUUCUUUCAUCAGCGCUAAAAAUGUGAAAAAAAAAUAAGUACAAAUAAAGUGUGUAAUUUUAAUUUAUAACUCAUGUAUCGUAAUAAA
Messenger RNA from Microplitis demolitor, 1193 nucleotides. It is a transcript of the gene lsn, whose product is annotated as vacuolar-sorting protein SNF8. Gene Ontology annotation, cellular component: ESCRT II complex. The record is from RefSeq and is a predicted model, not a curated record. The transcript is spliced from 4 exons. Bases 114 to 872 code for a protein of 252 amino acids. Lineage: Eukaryota; Metazoa; Arthropoda; Insecta; Hymenoptera; Braconidae. Gene Ontology annotation, biological process: protein transport to vacuole involved in ubiquitin-dependent protein catabolic process via the multivesicular body sorting pathway.